AUGUGUGUGCAGGUUGUGCCCUUGCUUUUGCUAGGAGCAUACAUGAUGUGUGUCUGUGUGCUGUGUCAGAGGGACAUCCUGGUGGCCGGGCCACCCAACAGCAGAUGUGAGGGGAGCUGCAGUGCAACAGCAUCACCCCCUAAAAUACAUCACCCUCACUCUCAGGACUCGCAAAUUAGAAAGACUCCAGUGAACCGCAAAACCGCACAGGUGUCUGAUACAUCUGAACAUCUCAUCCAGCUUCAGCGCUGUAUGCUGCAACAUGAAUCAGUGGUUGUGAGUCAGGGAGACGGCUCUGACUCACUGGUAGCCUUUCUGGCUCUCAUGGCAGCGGUGCUAACAGAAUGUGACCUCCACUGCCAUAGUCAGAGACUCAGAGAGAUGGCCACCAGACUCGAACAUGUGGUGGGCAAAAAUGGGGAGAAAGACUUGCUGCUGUUGCUAAAGAGUAUCACAGAUUCUAAACCUAAUGGCCUCAAACCAAGGACUCCUACAGUGCCUCUCUCUGCAGGGCUUUACCCUCAAGACUGUCAUGAGAUCUACCAAUUAGGAAUCAAAGAGAAUGGAAUCUACACCAUACAACCAGAUCCGAAGAAGCCAGCGCUAGAGGCCGUGUGUGACAUGGUUUCAGCUGGUGGGGAAUGGACAGUGUUCCAGCGCCGGUUUGAUGGACAAACUGACUUUAACCGAACCUGGCAGGAGUACUGUGAUGGAUUCGGCUCCCUGCAGACAGAGCACUGGUUAGGGAAUGCAGUUCUUUACGCACUAACCGCAAGUGGGCAUCACACGCUCCGCAUCACUCUCCAAGACUGGCACAACCAGACACGUCAUGCUAACUAUAACAACUUUAAAGUGGCAGGAGAAAACCAGAGGUUCCGUUUAACUGCUCGAGAUUAUCAUGGCGAUGCUGGCAAUGCAUUCAGUUACAGCAAACAGUACAAUCACGAUGGCAGAGCUUUCAGUACAUAUGACCGGGAUCAUGAUCGCUACGCUGCUGGUAACUGUGCCCGUUAUUAUGGUGCAGGCUGGUGGUUUGAUUCCUGUUUGGCUGCUAACCUCAAUGGACGCUACUAUCACGGGCGUUACAGUGGCAUCACGGAUGGCAUCUACUGGGGCACCUGGUAUAUCCUGACGGACUAUCGCACAGGGGAACGAUACUCAUUCAAGAGUGUUGAAAUGAAAACUAGACCAAGGCGGAGCUAAGGAAAAUGUUGAUUUGUAAUCAUACUCUUGCACUACAUAUUUCAUUUAAAUAAUGGCUUGUAAUUAUAUAA
This is a messenger RNA of Sinocyclocheilus anshuiensis, 1274 nucleotides long. Its product is annotated as fibroleukin-like. The transcript has 6 exons. Gene Ontology annotation, biological process: blood coagulation; blood coagulation, common pathway; positive regulation of heterotypic cell-cell adhesion. NCBI's taxonomy places the organism in Eukaryota, Metazoa, Chordata, Actinopteri, Cypriniformes, Cyprinidae. Gene Ontology annotation, molecular function: extracellular matrix structural constituent; protein-macromolecule adaptor activity. The coding region runs from base 1 to 1203 and encodes 400 amino acids. The record is from RefSeq and is a predicted model, not a curated record. Gene Ontology annotation, cellular component: fibrinogen complex.